AUGUCGGACAUGUCUCCGGCGCCGGCGCAUGCUCCUGACAACGGGGCCGACCUACGAGCAACAAGCUGGCCUCAUUCAACCACCGAUCACCGCUAUUACAACCACCCAGUAAGAAAAACAUCGCAAAACUUUGCUUCUACAAUCGUCUGGACUACUUUUCCAUUUGCAAUGUCGGGAGAAGCCUCUCCGGUUCACAACUCAAUACAGGAGAUCAACGACGAUUCCUGGGUUAUCGGGAACCAGUUGCUCCUCUCUCGGAGAAGCUCGCCUCUGUCCGCCGGCCCCUAUUGGAGUGAUGGCAAAGGCUCAUUUUACGUUAUUUCUAAUCCCUCGUAUCCGCUACCUCCUUUACGACCAUUGACAGCCACGAGCAACAUCCAGAUAGUCCAUGAUGCUGGUGGGGUUUCAGCGGUGUGGAGCAUUGGUGAUGCCUUUUGUAAAGUCAAGAUCCUAGAUCAGUAUGCAACUCGAGAGCAUAUCACACUGAACUACCUCCGCGAGAAAAGCCCGUUAGGUUUUGCUAUUCCAGAAGUCCACCACCAUGCAGAGUACGAUGGGCGAUACUACGUCUUUCUGAGCAGACUGAGAGGUCAGACUCUUAGUAAAACAUGGCCUAAUAUGCACGAGAUAAUGAAGCAACACUACGUUUCUCAAGUCGCAAAUAUAUGCAAGGAACUUGCAGCCUGGCAGGCCGAAAGUAUUUGUGGUGUUGAUGGCCAGCACUUAUCGGACCACUUCCUAACUCGGCUUGGGUUUCCUGAUGACUGUAGUCCUCAAAAUCUUCUCAAAAAUUGUAAGGAGCUGGGACUGGAUUGCUCAAAGUUCUACUUCUACCACUGUGACUUGGGACCAGGAAACCUCAUUGUGGAUACUACGACACGGUCUCUAGGUAUCAUUGACUGGGAAACGGCGGGAUUUGUUCCAAAGGAAUGGAUAAGGACCAAGUUUUGUGUUUCAAGUGGAAUGGACCUACCUGGAAACGACCCAAUUUUGAAAGUAGAUUGGAGGAAAAGGCUCUCAAAACAACUAGAGAAUGAUGGCUUUGCCGAGGUUGCUGAUCAAUGGAUAGACUGGUGGAGUAAGAAAGACUGA
Molecule: messenger RNA, 1092 nt
Organism: Hymenoscyphus albidus
Lineage: Eukaryota; Fungi; Ascomycota; Leotiomycetes; Helotiales; Helotiaceae
Source: the annotation of a GenBank genome assembly